AUGAGUCUACUCAGUUGGAACUGUCGGGGGCUUGGGAACCCCCAGACAGUGAAUGCCUUAAAAAAGGCUAUUAGGAUAGAGAAGCCCGAUUUGGUUUUCUUAAUGGAAACAAAGUCUGAUAAGGAGUGGAUGACUAGUGUUAGGGACAGAUGUGGUUUUAAGGAAAGUUUUGUAGUUCCAAGCUUGGGCGCCAACGGUGGGUUAGCUCUUUUCUGGAAUUCGAAUAAUAAGGUGAAGGUCAGCAGCUCUUCUCAAUCCCAUAUUGAUGCAAAUGUGGAUGGUUCUAGUAUUGGGGGUGCUUGGCAUUUAACGGGAUUUUAUGGAAACCCGGUUACAUCAUUGAGGUUGGAUUCGUGGAGAUUACUCAGCUCUCUUUGUGUCGGGUCUAGUCUUCCUUGGUUGGUGAUUGGAGACUUUAACGAAAUUUGUUGUGCUUCUGAGAAGGAAGGUGGUGCACAAAGACCCAACCAACAAAUGGCUGGGUUCAGGAAUGUUAUUAAUUUCUGUGGGCUGAAAGAAGUGGAGUAUAUUGGGCCCAAGUUUACUUGGAUCUAUCAAAUGAGGAAUGGGUCUCAAAUAAGGGAACGCUUGGAUAGGGCUCUUGUAUCUGUGGAUUGGUCCAUGAAAUUCCCUUCAGCCAAACUCUUUCACCGUUCCUCAUCAGUGUCUGACCACAGCCCUAUUCUCUUACAGCUUACAACCACAAAAAAGAAAAAGAAUGUUAAAAGGAUCUUUAGAUUUGAAUCUAUGUGGUUACAAGACCAAAGGUGCGAAGGGGUGGUUUUGGAUGCUUGGCAAGAAGGUCUGGUCAGUGGGUCGGACUUCCCAAUCCUCAGUUGUUUGGAGUCGUGUAGGCAUAAAUUGGAGGCGUGGAAUGUGGCUGAAUUUGGGCAUGUGGGCAAGGAGAUUUCUCGGCUUCAGUGA
Messenger RNA from Quercus lobata, 924 nucleotides. RefSeq lists its product as uncharacterized. Lineage: Eukaryota; Viridiplantae; Streptophyta; Magnoliopsida; Fagales; Fagaceae. Gene Ontology annotation, molecular function: catalytic activity. The record is from RefSeq and is a predicted model, not a curated record. The coding region runs from base 1 to 924 and encodes 307 amino acids. The transcript has a single exon.